GUUGAUUUUGCUUUCACUCGAUCGACAGAGCUUCUCAUUCUACAUUGUGAGUUAGUUCUUGUACUAUUUAGUUUUUGAACGGCGUGGAAAGGAGCCCUUGGCUGCUCAUUUGUUGCUGGUGAUGAUAUGAAGGAUGCAAAUGUUAUCUUUUGAGGUGUGAGUGUCAAAAAUUGCCUCUGAGAAAUCGAUCCGACGAAAUUAUGACACAUUACAAAAUGUUGCUUUACCUCUUUGAGUGAGUGAUUCGAGUGAGUCAAUACGUUGAAUUUGCUCCAGAGAACGACAAUGGCCUUUUUGAGGUCGGACAUCAUCAACAAAGAGUUAGUGGAUGCUGUGCUCAGUAAAAUUGAGGGAACCAAAAAGGUGGCUUUAGAGACCUUGACAGUUGGACCGAGUCCUUAUGGAAGGGCCACCUUACUAGAGGAGCGCUAUGGUGUUCAAGCCACAGCCAAGAUCAGGGGACAUGCCAAGGAUUAUCAUUGGAUUGCAAAGAUAUUACGAUCUGACGUUGAAAAGUCCAACCACGCCCGAUUUCUGGGCAUUUUGGAGACCGAAUCCAACUUCUACCAACUUCUGGUCCCUGAGCUGACAGCUUUAGGUGCCCCGCUGCCUCAGUUUUACCCAUUACUUCACAGUGAAUACAAAAAGUUGGGACGAGAGAUCCUUUUAUUGUCAGAUAUCAGACAGCUUGGAUUUGAGGCCAUCAAAAUUGACGGCAAAGAUCUUGAUUUGGGUCACACUAUCAAGGCCAUUGAAUGGAUGGCACGCCUUCAUGGACUUGGCUACGUAUUGUUAGCCCAACACCCACGUGGACCCACCGGAUGGAUUGAAGACAAUCCGUGGAUUCGUAAAGAGGAUCAGGAGAGGAAGGAAAAACCCCAAACUGUUCACAUUGACGAAACAGAUGCAGAUGGGUUUCGAUCCCGUCUAAUGGCCAUGGCAGCUCGCGCCAUUAAAUCCCAAACCGAGAACAAUAAGCGAGUGGAUCAGUAUCUGGAGAGGCAGAAUUGGUUGGAUGACCUCAGACAGGAGAUGUGGAGCAAUGAAUCAGCCAGUUCUAAUCAAAUCCCCUUUAGAACAAUUCUCCAUGGGGAACCUUGGCACGGAAACGUCCUAUACCAAUACAAGAAGGACCCCGACCAGCUAGAUUAUCCUUUCACGGCAGCAUUGGGAGAUCUGCAAUCUUGCACAUAUGGACGUCCAGGUUCCGACAUUGCCCAUUUCCUUCUGACGUCGACCACACGAGAGUUCAGGAAGAAAUACUUGGAUAUCGUUCUGAAGGCUUACUUGUUGGAAUUGGAAGACGUUAUCCAAAGUCAAGGAAUGGAUCACGUUCCAUAUUCCAUGCAAGAUCUGUCGGCAGAUUACAAACAAGGAUUGGUGUUGGGGAUCACGUUCUGUUUGUUCGCCAUGCCAAUGCUUUCGGAUGAGCAAGUGGAUGGACCAGUUCAAAUUGGUGACUAUGGUGAUGAAGUAGACUCGGCGGAUGCCUUGAUUACUCCAACCAUUGCGAAUAAAAUCUUGGAGGGGAUUCAAGAGGUUCUCGAAUAAAAUCAAAGCAAGUGAAAUGUGGAUUGCAAAAGUUGACAAAAAGGAGCAGAAAAUGAAUUUUUCAUAUUAAGGUGUUGUAACAAGUUUGACACCGGAACACAAUAAGUUUCAUAUGCAUUCAGAUUUGUCCAGCGCUGAAGGUCUUUGACGAGGGAUGUAAUGAUUCGAGUUGCUCAAAAUGCAAAUAAAAAGUUUAGAAUGUC
This is a messenger RNA of Tigriopus californicus, 1754 nucleotides long. RefSeq lists its product as uncharacterized. The coding region runs from base 286 to 1551 and encodes 421 amino acids. Lineage: Eukaryota; Metazoa; Arthropoda; Copepoda; Harpacticoida; Harpacticidae. The transcript is spliced from 7 exons. The record is from RefSeq and is a predicted model, not a curated record.